Molecule: messenger RNA, 2266 nt
Organism: Hyphopichia burtonii NRRL Y-1933
Lineage: Eukaryota; Fungi; Ascomycota; Pichiomycetes; Serinales; Debaryomycetaceae
Product: serine/threonine protein kinase
Exons: 5
Biological process (GO): peptidyl-serine phosphorylation; autophagy
Cellular component (GO): cytoplasm
Molecular function (GO): ATP binding; protein serine/threonine kinase activity
Source: RefSeq, a predicted model, not a curated record
AAACUAUUCAAAAUCGAUGAAAGAAUGGACGUUUCUCAUCUAUCGAUUGAAAAUGAGGGUAGUUCGAAUAGGAAGAUCAUCAAUAAUACCUAUCGGAUAUUAAAAAAGAUAGGACAGGGCCAAUUUGGUAAGGUAAUGCUAGCAGAAAAUAAAAGCAUUGAAAAAAGCCCCAAGAACAAGUAUGUAGCUAUAAAGACCAUCAAUCGUAUUGAUAAGACGCGUCUUAUAACGAAAACAUACUUGAGUCAUACGACCAAGAUAAAGAGGGAAAUUCAAAUAAUGAAAGGUUGUAAACAUCCCAAUGUUGUUCAACUAUAUCAAGUUAUUGAUGAUUUAAAAUACGAUAAGAUAUUGCUAGUGUUGGAGUACUGCAAAUAUGGUGAGGUUGAUUGGAAAAAUUAUAACCAUUAUCAUGAAAAACACAAUAAGAAUGGAGAGGGACUUACUUUGAAUAAGUUAUUAAGGGAUGUAAUAAACGGUCUUGAGUACCUCCAUGACUACAAGCAUAUAAUACACCGUGACUUAAAACCAUCCAACUUAUUGAUCAGUGCUGAUAAAACCAUUAAGAUUUCUGAUUUUGGAGUUAGUCUAAUUCUUGAAAAUAAUGCUAAUGAUGAUAAAGAAUUGGGUAAAACAAUGGGUACCCCAGCAUUUUUUGCUCCUGAACUAUGUCAAUUUGUUAAUAAUAGAUUAUCCAUGCUUAAUGAUGCCGACAGAGCCAAGAGUAAAAUCGAUAAUAAAAUUGAUUUAUGGUCAUUAGGAGUAAUUCUUUACUGUUUAGUAUUCCAUAAUUUACCCUUCAAUGGUAAUAACGAAUUCUCCCUUUUCAAAAAAAUCGUCACAGAACCUUUAAAGUUCCCUCAAAUCAAGAAAUCAUCACGAACUACAUUAGAAGAUGUUAAUGAAUUAAAGUUAUUAAAAGAUUUGAUCAAUAAAUUACUCAUUAAGGAUCCUAAGCAAAGGAUGACUAUAAAAGAUAUAAAACAGCAUGCUUUCACCACAUUUGACUUACAAAAUUCAAAACAAAUAAGUGAAUUCGUGGAGUUUAAUAAGAAGUUGAUUUCAAAUCAAAAUAAACCUAUAUCAAAUGAAACUGGUCUUGCUACUAAGAUAAGAAGAUUCUUUAGUAAUAAGCCUGAGCCCUCUCCGGCUCCUCCUAAUCAUGACAUCAUUCAACAACAAAAAGAACACGAAAUCAAUGAACAAAAAUUAUUGAAUGAUCCAACAUCAUUAAGUAACUUAGAACCCGUUGAUGAUCUACUCAAUUCGUACUUUGAUGACUCAAGCUCAAUGGGAUCUCUUGAAAAGGAAGAAGUUGAACCUUAUGAUACCUCAGAGGUAUUGAGGUCUCUAAACGAUGAUAACUUAAAAGAACAAGAUAAUACUUUAAAGAACCCAUCGUUUGAAUCGAAGAAUAAAGUGGGUGUACCACCUCCAUUGAAAAUUAAAGAUUCAUUUCAUGAAAAGAAAAGUAACUCUGAUCCUUCACUCAAUACCAUCACAACUGCCCAGAAAACUCCUUUAUCGACACAGACGUUUAACCAUUCUCCUAUAAUGACUCCUGGAACAACUAAUGAUGAGAUAAUCACUAUUGGAGCUGGAUCUCCAUCGUCGAUCAAAUCAAUGAUUAGUCCCUCGAGAAGAUUUUUUAGCAGAUCCAAAAAAUCAACCAAAUUACAAUCAGCAGAGUCCGAGAAAAAGCCAACAAUUAGUUCAUUAUCAUCACCUGAGAAGAAACCCAAGGAAAGAUUACAAAAUACCAAAAAAUUUACUGAUUUGAUGGAACCUCCACCUAUAUUUGAUUCAAUUUCACUGAAAGUUUUCAAUGAAUCUCCCAAGAAUGUUGCGUCACCAACUUGCUCUAGGAAGAAUUCUGUCUCGUCCUCGAUUAGAUCGGUCGGGCUAACUAGAAUAGCUAGUUCGACAUCAUCAUUGAACUUGAAUGCUUACUUAACCGAUGAUGCAUUUUCAUUAAGCUCAACCACAAAAUCAAAACAUAAAAGACUGAGUCUGCUUUCUAGCUCCAGUUCUCUGGAAGAUACUGAUGUUGAUGACGACAAUGACGAAGACGAUGAUGAUGAUGAUGAUGGAAAUAAUACUACCCUUAACGAUGAAGAUCAUCUUAUGAAUGAACUUUCAAACUCUCCUACUCAACCUACUAGAAAUAGUACUGCUUAUACCGAUAAAAGUAUUAGAAGAAUUCAUUCAAUGUAUCAAACUAAUAAAGAAAAAGAAUCUUAUAAUGAUAUGAUGAUGGAAGAUAACU